AUGUCUGCGCCCUUCAACCUGAAGGAGGAUCUCGAGCCUGCCUUGCCCGCCGUCAGCCAAGAUACCGGUCCGGUCAAUGGCACUGCAAGUGAUUACAAUGACGAUAACACACCCGCCAACAAGCGCAAGCUUCAUAGCAUGAUGCGCAAGAACAAGUAUCUCGCAGACCGUCUCGCCAACAGAAAGCAGAGGAACCGCGAGCGCAAGCGCGUGCUGAGAGGAACGAAGGCUGCUCUUCCCGACAAAGCUUCCGAGUCCAUCCGCGGCGACGCCAAGCUCGUCAAGGCCAUGGCCAACCUCAUGCACACCCUCCAGACCGGCUUUGAGAAUGGCUUCUACUUCCCAAUCGACGACGUCGCCAACUGGAUCGAGAAUGAGGAGGCUGAGAACCUGUGCGCUGUCCUUCACCUCCAGGGCACUCAGUCUCGCGACGCCGCCCGCCUCAUGGGCUUCAUGCUUUCACUCGUGAAGGCCGUCAAGGAAUGCCGCGGCAAGUACAAGAAGGGCUCCGACGACAACUCCGAGUUCUUCGAAGCCAUCGCCCAGCAUGUGCGUACCAAGGGCGUUGCCGGCGGCGGUCUCAACGCCAAGGACUUCUCCAUGGAGGCCAUUUCUACGAACACCUGCAAGGUGAUGCUGGAGAGUUUCGUCAAGGCUCGCAAGGACUACUUUGUUGCUUUCCCGAAGGACUCGCAGGAGGGAACCUACACCGCGAAGACAAUAGACCUUCUCCGCUGGAGUUUUCGAAGGAGGACGAGGAGAUGGAGGAUGGCUUGGUUGAAAAUAUGA
Messenger RNA from Colletotrichum siamense, 789 nucleotides. RefSeq lists its product as uncharacterized. NCBI's taxonomy places the organism in Eukaryota, Fungi, Ascomycota, Sordariomycetes, Glomerellales, Glomerellaceae. The transcript is spliced from 2 exons. The coding region runs from base 1 to 789 and encodes 262 amino acids. The record is from RefSeq and is a predicted model, not a curated record.